This is a messenger RNA of Trematomus bernacchii (emerald rockcod), 1126 nucleotides long. It is a transcript of the gene fkbp1b, whose product is annotated as FKBP prolyl isomerase 1B. The record is from RefSeq and is a predicted model, not a curated record. The coding region runs from base 155 to 481 and encodes 108 amino acids. NCBI's taxonomy places the organism in Eukaryota, Metazoa, Chordata, Actinopteri, Perciformes, Nototheniidae. Gene Ontology annotation, molecular function: peptidyl-prolyl cis-trans isomerase activity. The transcript is spliced from 4 exons.
CCACGGUUGGCUGCAGCUACGGGUCGGUAGUAUUGGGUGAAUGCAUGGUUCCCACCGAUACAGUCCGACUUGUAGCCGCAAAACGGAUAACAUUUGCUUCCAUAACGGCGUUUAAGGUUGCAUGAUUCGAGCACAUUUUUGAAGUAGUACAAUCAUGGGCGUGGACGUCGAGACAAUAUCUCCCGGUGAUGGAAGAACAUUUCCAAAGAAGGGCCAGACAUGUGUUGUUCAUUACAUAGGUAUGCUGCAGAAUGGGAAGAAGUUUGACUCUUCUCGAGACAGGAACAAGCCUUUUAAAUUCAAGAUUGGUCGGACUGAGGUCAUAAAGGGCUGGGAGGAAGGAGUAGCACAGAUGAGCCUGGGCCAGAGGGCCAAAAUCACCUGCACACCAGAUAUGGCUUAUGGAACCACAGGCCACCCCGGGGUCAUCCCACCGAACGCCACACUUAUAUUCGACGUGGAACUGCUCAAGCUGGAGUGAUGCCUGAGGUUUAAUACAAAUUUGGAGCUUAAUGAGGCUGCGUUCGCCACAACCUGCUUCCACAGGGAGACCAUACUCGGCUGUUGCCUCCCACCAUCCACUUACUCUUCUUUUAAAUUUACAGUCUUCUUUAGUUCAAUAUUUAUACGUAUUUACUGCUGCUUUGUUAUUACAAUUCUGAUAGAUAGAACAUUCUAAACAUGCAAGACUUUUACACACACACACCACAGGUAGGUUUUUGUUUGUUAGUCCGAUACUCUAUUUUGUUUCAUUUCAAUUUCAAGUUGUACAUUUCGUUGAACCCAUGAGGAAAUCAGUCAUCUGAUUAAAAAGCACUACUUUGCAAUCAAAACAUAUACUGCCUUACAGUUUCAACAACAGAGGAUAAUAAUGUUGAAAAUAAAUACCUUCUGCUCUGUAUCUUAACUGGGCAUUAUAUACCACUGUCUGCAUUGCCACUUUGAUAAAGGUUUGUCCUGCUGAAUGCUCUGAAUGAUGCUAUGUGUAGUAUAUUUUAUAUCCCUCAUAAACAUUGACUGCAAGCGUACCCUAUCCAACACUUUACAGAACUCUAUGAGAUCCGUUGCUAAUAUGACAAUUUACCGACCAACUCUUGAAUAAAAAUGGCAUGUAUUGUGUUGAGAA